Molecule: messenger RNA, 378 nt
Organism: Aspergillus thermomutatus
Lineage: Eukaryota; Fungi; Ascomycota; Eurotiomycetes; Eurotiales; Aspergillaceae
Exons: 3
Coding region: 1-378 (125 amino acids)
Source: RefSeq, a predicted model, not a curated record
AUGGAGGCCUCUCGUCCUGCAACCAACCUGGAACAGUACCCAACCACCCCAGAUGAAGCAAUCGCGAAUGUCCAUCUGGUCCUCCUUAUCCAGGAACUCAUUGACUUGAGGAGGUCAUCAAGCCUUGAAUGCACGAUCACCCGCGUGCGAUUUGUGCCAAAGUUCGGCACCAACUCCUUCAGCAGUAUCGUCGACGAUGAAUUCUUCAAAUACGCCCCUGAGGACUUGGUGCAGGUUGACAUUAUCCCCCAGUAUCUACCGCCAUACCUGCCUGCGCAUGCGAUGGCGCUGAGGGACAUAGACUUAAACUAUCUGCCAUUCAUCGCCCCGUUAGACCUCCUCGCGUACAAGGUCCACUGCUCGAGCAUGCGUCCCUAG